Molecule: messenger RNA, 328 nt
Organism: Closterium sp. NIES-67
Lineage: Eukaryota; Viridiplantae; Streptophyta; Zygnematophyceae; Desmidiales; Closteriaceae
Source: the annotation of a GenBank genome assembly
CUAGGACACAUGUGGCCGUGCUGCUUAGAGGGCGAUUUUGUCAAGAUCAGACGAGAAGAAGAAGAAGAAGAAGAAGAAGAAGAAGAAGAAGAAGAAGAAGAAGAAGAAGAAGAAGAAGAAGAAGAAGAAGAAGAAGAAGAAGAAGAAGAAGAAGAAGAAGAAGAAGAAGAAGAAGAAGAAGAAGAAGAAGAAGAAGAAGAAGAAGAAGAAGAAGAAGAAGAAGAAGAAGAAGAAGAAGAAGAAGAAGAAGAAGAAGAAGAAGAAGAAGAAGAAGAAGAAGAAGAAAAGAUGAAUGCAUACAAGUAGUCUGAUGUUUCGGAAAAAUCCU